Messenger RNA from Closterium sp. Yama58-4, 552 nucleotides. Lineage: Eukaryota; Viridiplantae; Streptophyta; Zygnematophyceae; Desmidiales; Closteriaceae. The record is from the annotation of a GenBank genome assembly.
AUGGGCUGCUCUCAAGGGUGUACACGCUCCUGCAACAGCGGCGAAGAAAUCUUCGACUUGUUGACGCGGCUUGAGGGAGCUGAUUUGAACUACAGUGAGCUCCAAAAGAAGACCAAGUUGCUGGCCCUACUCCCCGAGUCGUGGUCCUCGCUCAUCAUUAACCUCAACCGUGAUUUGCCCCGUCUCUCGCUUGAAGACGUGAAGCGCGCGAUCCUUCAAGAGGACUUCCGCCGCCGUGAGUUGGCGAGUGCGGAUGGCGCUGGGGCAGCGAGCGUCGGCCGUGGAUAUGGCGAGGAAGAGGCAGAAGACGAGGGAGAGGAAUAUUUGGUGGCAGCAACUUCGGUGGAGGCCGCGGGAGUGGGCGUGGUUACGGCAGCGACGACAAGAGCUACGGGCGCGGUCGCAGCCAAUUCGAUGGCGAAUGUCACAAUUGCUUCAAACUCCCUGAAGGAUGGACCCCUGCUCAAGGCCAAGAGGGUGGAGGAGCAGGAGGAGGGAGAGGCAGAGGCCGUGGAGGCCGUGGCGGUCGCGGAGGUGGAGCCGCGAACAUGA